UUUUGUUUUUGCUCUUUAGAUUAUGGGUUCCAUGAAAGUUUUAUCCUUUAUUGCAGAUGGAUUCUAUAUAUAUUAUCCUAUGUUGGUGGUAAUUCUCUGCAUUGCUACUUACUUUAGUUUGGGAACUCGUUGUUUGAAUCUACUUGGUUUCCAGCAGUUCAUGGGAGAUAAUGAUAUGACAUCAGACUUGGUUGAUGAAGGAAAAGAAUUAAUCAGACGAGAGAAGAGAAAAAGGCAAAGGCAAGAAGAAGGUGAAAAUCGAAGAAGAGAAUGGAAAGAACGUUACGGACACAACAGAGAAGAUUCCACUAGAAACAGAAAUAUUCAUAUUGACCCGAAAGAGUCAAACCUCUCAGAUCUUAGUACCACCCGAUGUAAGUCGUUUGUUUUCUAGUUCCCUUUGAAGUUGUUCUCUUAACGCUUGCUUGCAUGGAGACUGAGAAUUAAGACAUUCAUUCAAAAAGGCUUUUAGAGAACUAUAGAGGUGGUUUUGCAGCGUCUUUCCUUUUUCAUUGCUCAGUGUAUAGAAGGAAAGGGAAACUCGAGUAUGCAUUCUGGUAGGAGAUGGAGAAUUGGGACAGUGCUUGAACAGUUGUAAUUGUACUACCCUAAAUAAUAUCAGUACUUAUCCCAGGUGUGUUUACCUACUAUUUACCUAGAUGGUGUCCUUUACUUUUCUGUUAGUAGAUGUAGGCAAUUCUGUCAUUUUUAUAGCUGUUUCAUGACUGACCCACACGUCAGAUACUUGCCCAGGUAUACAGGGAUCUAGAAAAGAUAAAUUUCCUGUCCUUGGGAUGCCAGUUAAUUUUGUGAGGGACUGAUACCAAGUAGAAGACAUUGGCCAGGGGCGCCUGGGUGGCACAGCGGUUAA
This is a messenger RNA of Ailuropoda melanoleuca (giant panda), 871 nucleotides long. Its product is annotated as G-protein coupled receptor-associated protein LMBRD2-like. NCBI's taxonomy places the organism in Eukaryota, Metazoa, Chordata, Mammalia, Carnivora, Ursidae. The record is from RefSeq and is a predicted model, not a curated record. The coding region runs from base 23 to 394 and encodes 123 amino acids. The transcript has 4 exons. Gene Ontology annotation, cellular component: membrane. Gene Ontology annotation, biological process: adrenergic receptor signaling pathway.